This is a messenger RNA of Culex quinquefasciatus (southern house mosquito), 4059 nucleotides long. RefSeq names its product E3 ubiquitin-protein ligase mind-bomb (gene mib1). Gene Ontology annotation, molecular function: ubiquitin-protein transferase activity; zinc ion binding; protein binding. NCBI's taxonomy places the organism in Eukaryota, Metazoa, Arthropoda, Insecta, Diptera, Culicidae. The record is from RefSeq and is a predicted model, not a curated record. The coding region runs from base 91 to 3501 and encodes 1136 amino acids. The transcript has 4 exons. Gene Ontology annotation, cellular component: cytoplasm. Gene Ontology annotation, biological process: protein ubiquitination.
AGUGGCGGAGGCGGCGGCGGAACCGGGGCCAACAGCGACGGAGUGGUCGCCCCGACCAAUGUGUCCGUCCAGGCGACCCGGCGCUUCACGAUGGAGGGCGUAGGUUCCCGGGUGGUUCGCGGACCCGACUGGAAGUGGGGCAAACAGGAUGGCGGCGAGGGCCACGUCGGGACGGUGCGCAACUUUGAGUCCCAGGAGGAGGUGGUGGUGGUGUGGGACAACGGGACGGCGGCCAACUAUCGGUGCGCGGGCGCAUUCGAUUUGCGCAUCCUGGACAGCGCCCCGACGGGAAUUAAGCACGAGGGCACGAUGUGUGACACGUGCCGCCAGACGCCGAUCUUCGGCAUACGCUGGAAGUGUGCCGAGUGUAACAACUACGAUCUGUGCUCGAUCUGCUAUCACGGCGAUAAGCAUCAUUUGAGGCACCGGUUUCACCGGAUUUCGACGCCGGGCGGGGAGAAGACACUGCUGGAGCCGCGCCGGAAGACGAAGAAGAUUGCGGUGCGGGGGAUUUUCCCCGGGGCGAGGGUUGUCCGCGGGGUGGACUGGCAGUGGGAGGACCAGGACGGGGGGAACGGGAGGCGUGGGAAGGUCAACGAGAUUCAGGACUGGUCGUCGGCGUCGCCACGGUCGGCCGCGUACGUGGUUUGGGACAACGGAGCGAAGAAUCUGUACCGGGUUGGGUUCGAGGGAAUGGCCGAUUUGAAAGUGGUGAAUGAUUCGAAGGGGACUAAUGUGUACCGGGACCAUUUGCCACUGUUGGGUGAGUUUGGUCCGGGGAGGGGGCCGCACAGCUUCCAGAUUGGGGACCAAGUGACGGUCGAUUUGGACAUUGAGAUUGUGCAGUCGUUGCAGCAUGGGCAUGGCGGCUGGACCGACGGAAUGUACGAGUGCUUGAAUACAACGGGGACGGUGGUUGGGAUUGAUGAGGAUCACGACAUUGUCGUGGCGUAUCCGAGUUCGCACCGUUGGACGUUCAAUCCGACCGUGCUGACGAUCGUAUCUUCGCCGGCUUCGCUUCUGACGGAGAGUCAAUCGCAGCAGUUUGCCGUCGGGGAUUUUGUGAAGAUUUGCAGCGAUUUGGAGCGCAUCAAGAUUUUGCAGCGUGGCCACGGAGAGUGGGCGGAAGCGAUGGUUCCGACGCUGGGCAAGGUUGGCCGGGUGCAGCAGGUUUACCACGACAACGAUCUGAAGGUGGAGGUUUGCAACACCUCGUGGACGUACAAUCCGCUGGCGGUGACGAAGGUCGCCUCGUCGUCGGAUGGGUCUACGGCGGUCACGACCAACGGUGAACGAUUGUCGGCGAUUUUGAAGAAGUUGUUUGAGCCGCACGCCUCCGGCGAUACCACGGAAGAGUUGGUCAAGGCGGCGGCGAAUGGGGACGUGGCAAAGGUUGAAGAGUUUUUGUCCGGAGCGGCCGCUCAGAAUGUGGCGUCUUCUUCGUCAAGCUCGCAGGACUCGUCGCAGGUGGUGAAGGUCGACGUGAACGGAGUCUUUGCCGGUCACACCGCACUUCAAGCGGCAAGCCAGAACGGUCACCUGGAGGUCAUCCAAGUCUUGCUGCGCUACAAAGCGGACGUUGAGAUUGAAGACAAGGACGGAGAUCGUGCCGUUCAUCACGCGGCCUUUGGCGACGAACCGGGAGUUAUGGGAUUGCUCGCCAAGGCCGGGGCCGAUUUGAACGCAAGGAACAAGCGACGUCAGACGGCUCUGCACAUCGCCGUUAACAAAGGUCACUUCAACGUGGUCAAGACACUGCUCGAGCUGAGCAGCCACCCGAGUCUGCAGGACUCGGAAGGGGACACUCCGCUGCACGACGCCAUCUCGAAGGAGCACGACAACAUGCUAUCGCUGUUGCUUGAUUACGGCGCGGACAUUACGAGAACCAACAACAACGGGUUCAACGCGCUGCACCACGCUGCCCUCAAGGGAAAUCCGAGCGCCAUGAAGAUCCUACUCACCAAGACCAACCGGCUGUGGAUCGUCGAGGAGAUGAAGGACGAUGGCUACACGGCGUUGCAUCUGGCCGCACUCAACAACCACGUCGAGAUCGCCGAACUGCUCGUCACGAUGGGCAAAGCCAACAUGGACUGCCAGAACGUCAACAAACAGACGGCGCUGCAUUUGGCCGUCGAGCGGCAGCACGUGCAGAUCGUCAAGCUGCUGGUGCGGGAGGGCGCCAAUUUGAACAUUCCGGACAAGGACGGGGACACGCCGCUGCACGAAGCCCUGCGCCAUCACACGCUGAGCCAGCUGAGGCAGCUGCAGGACGUCGAAGGCUUUGGCAAGAUCCUGAUGGGACUCAGGAAUAACACGGACAAAAAAGCUUCCGCGUCGAUCGCGUGCUUCCUGGCCGCCAACGGGGCCGACCUGACGAUCAAGAACCGCAAGCUGCAGACGCCGCUGGAUCUGUGCCCCGAUCCGAACCUGUGCAAGAUGCUGAUCAAGUGCUACAACGAGCGCAAGACCGACGACAUGGACAUGAACGCCACGGACGCGGCCCUGUCGGCGGCUGCGGCUGCGGCGGCCGCGGCACCAAGCAUGAUGCGUCCUGUCGGUGGGGGAAGUGGCGGUUCGGGACCGAAUUCCGCGUCCAGCUCGCUGCUCGGAUCGGCUGGUGCAGCGGGAGGAAUUCCGCCGGGCGUUGUGGACGCCAACUUGCUCAACGAUUUGAACAAAAUGUCCAUCCAGCCGGCCAUCAGCGGACAAUCGAAUAAUAUCGCUGGCAAUAGUGGAAAUGGUGGUGGCAGCGGAGGCGGUCAGAACGGACCUAGCCCGCUGGACGAGUGUCUGCUCUGUUCGGACCAGAAGCGCGACACCGUGUUCAAGCCGUGUGGCCACGUCGUCUGCUGCGACAACUGCGGACCGCGCAUCAAAAAGUGCUUGAUCUGCCGGGAAUCGGUUUCGGAGCGGGAAAAGAUUGGCGAAUGUCUCGUUUGUUCCGACCGGAAGGCCUCGGUGUUCUUCAAACCGUGCGGUCACAUGGUGGCGUGCGAUAACUGCGCCCAGAUCAUGAAGAAGUGCGUCCAGUGCAGGACGCAGAUCGACCAGAAGGUCCCACUUUCCGUUUGCAGCGGUGGACCGGGCAACGUAAUUACGGUUCAGCACCUGCGCGACGAAAAGAAGGAACCGACCUCGACGCAGAACCUGCUCCAGGGCAUCAACAAGAGCGGACACGGUGUGGCCAUGAACAACACGAUGUCACCGAACGUUGGCGGUUUGAACGGAACGCCGACUUCGCUUACCACCACGAAUAACAUUGGACCGGUGGCGGUGGCCGGUGGACCCGCUCCGAGCAAUCUGAAUCUGGUAGACGACGUGCAAAAGCUGCAGCAGCAACUUCAGGACAUUAAGGAGCAGACAAUGUGCCCGGUGUGCUUCGACCGCAUCCGGAACAUGGUGUUCCUGUGUGGCCACGGGACGUGCCAGAUGUGCGGCGACCAGAUUGACGGUUGUCCCAUUUGUCGCAAGACGGUCGAGAAGCGGAUCAUUCUGUUUUAAAGCACACACGACUCCUCCAACAGCUGCUGCAAUUUAUUCACCCGCGAUAAUCAAAAAGUAUCGUUUAAGAGAGCUUACUUUUUUACACACGGACACAACUAAAGUUUAGGUUUUUAAAUGUUGAUUUAGCACUGUGCGACUAAGUUUUAGCAAACUUUUUAUCCAAGACCCUCGUUUUAUCUUAAAUUCUGUUUGAUUAUGUAUUGCAUGUUUUCCCCCCACUAUUUUUUUCAAAUCUUCCCACGUUGAAUGUUUUAGUUGUUAAGCACACCCAUCGCGCGACGAAAGAUUGUGACAAGAAAAAAAAAACUCUAAAUAUACAAAUUCAAAAUUACAAUACGUUUGCCUUCAAUGUCAAUCAAUCAGAGAGAAAGAGAGAGAUAAAAAAAUCAAGUAGAACGAUUUCCUUAGCAGAACAGAAGAAUUAUCAGAAACGUAUAUAUUACUACUUAAAUACAUAAAUAAAGAAAAAAAUAGUUGGAAUAAUAUCACAAAAAAACACUCAAAACUCAAACAAAUUAGGCUGGGCGUAUAUUUGGAAGCCAAGCAAAAAUAAUA